UCUACCCGCUAAGCAAUGUUGCGACGUUUCUUCAUACACAACAGUCAAUUUGUCAAACAUUUUGAAAGUACUCACUUAAAAUCAGCGUCGACUUUUAGGCUUUCCACCGAAUUCAAUCGACAAUUUCGCAGAAUGUCCAGUGCCAGUGGUGAUGUAUUGAUUGGAACCCACAAUGGUAUGUUUCAUUGUGAUGAAAUAUUGGCUUGUUACAUGCUGCAACAGUUGCCAAAGUAUGAGAACGCGCGAAUCGUUCGGUCCCGAGAUGCCGAUGUGUUGAAAGAUUGUGACAUUGUCAUUGAUGUGGGCAGUGUAUUUGAUCCAGAAACAUUCCGAUUCGAUCAUCAUCAAAAAACAUUCGACCAUACAUUGGGUUCACUUCGUCCGGAAUUUGUCGAGAAAUUCUCAACGGUACGCUUGAGCUCGGCUGGCCUAAUUUACACACACUUUGGCGAAGAGGUUAUCAGCCGUUUGGUAAAGCGAUUAAAAGGUGUCGAACUUAGUGACGAAUGCUUGCGCAGCGUUUUUGAAAAGGUGUACGAGUAUUUUAUUCAAGAAAUCGAUGGCAUUGAUAAUGGUGUGCCACAGUUUGCCGGUGAACCAGUGUAUCGCAUCUCAACACAUUUGAGCUCACGCGUCGGCCAUUUCAAUUCACAAUGGAAUUCUGCCGAAGAUUAUGAUGAACAAGCCCAAUUUGAAAAGGCCAAAGAAUUGGUUGGAUCGGAAUUUGUUGAUUCGGUGCUGUACUAUGCUACAACUUGGUGGCCAGCCAGAGCUAUCGUUAGUGAUGCGAUUAAAAAACGCUUCGAUUUGCAUCCAUCCGGCAAAAUUAUCGAACUCGAACAGUUUUGCCCAUGGAAACAGCAUUUGUACGACUUGGAAAAGGUGGAGAAAUGUGAAGGCGAGAUUUUGUACUGCAUUAUGGCAUCCAGCCCAGGUGAUCAUCGUGUGAUUUGCGUACCAAAAACAGCAAAUAGUUUUUUGUGUCGUAAAUUUCUACCGCCAUCGUGGCGAGGUAUUCGUGAUGAGGCAGUCGCAGCGGUGUCGGGAGUGACUGAUGCCAAAUUUGUACAUGCUACUGGAUUCAUUGGCGGUGGGAAGACUCGCGAUGCUGUACUUGAAAUGGCCAUCAUAUCAACGGAGUCAACAGAAGAAGAGCCGGCUAAAUAGGAGGUCAACUUAGGACAAAAAAAAGUUCCGUUCAGCUGACAAUUCCGAAAUUCUCUCGCUUCAAAACAAUAAAAAAACAGAACCAUAUAUGGUUUAUUCCUAAUAUUUUUUUCUUCAAUAAAAUUUAUUUCGAAAUUC
Sitodiplosis mosellana (orange wheat blossom midge) is the source of this 1305-nucleotide messenger RNA. Its product is annotated as MYG1 protein C27H6.8. The transcript is spliced from 3 exons. Gene Ontology annotation, cellular component: cytoplasm; nucleus. The record is from RefSeq and is a predicted model, not a curated record. The coding region runs from base 16 to 1167 and encodes 383 amino acids. Lineage: Eukaryota; Metazoa; Arthropoda; Insecta; Diptera; Cecidomyiidae.